UAAUUAAUCGGAAACACGUUUAAGUGGAUGGGACUGCGGAAAUGGUGACGUCACAACGGACAUCUGCUCCCCACACUGUGCGGAGCAUAAAAAAGUGAUGGGGAAACACUGAGCCUUUUUUUUUCAAGAAGCAGAGAAAAUGAAUACAAAGGAGCACAUUUGCAGGUGCCACUGCCAAAAGGGAAUAUAAAGGAGAAUGUUGAUUUUUCGAGAUGCAGGAGUAAAAUGAGAGAUAAUGUAGCGUUUUUAGACGUGCAGGAAAUAACAGUAAUACAAAUGAUGAUUUUUACAAAUUCAGGAGGAAAAACCAAAUCAGUGUAAAUUUUGAAAGCUGUCGCCGGGGGAGAAGGGGGGUAUCAAGGAGUUUUUUAAAGGUGCCGUUGGAUCAGGAAAUGUCAAGGAGCAUCUUUUAAAAGGACUUUAACCGAGUGGUUGUCUUGUUUAUUUGCAAUUUGCGCGCCUGCUGUUCAGCAGAGUGCGGCAGACUGACCUCCUGCAGGGCAUGCACUUGCUACUUCCUUGAGCAGAGGGGCCGCUGGCGGGGGGCGCGCCACCUUGGCAAAAACAGGUUAUGAAGCCUCAGGAGGCGGAACUUGUCACAGAAAUCUCCAAGCUGCAGUGGAUGGUCUCGGAGCUGAAGACGGGCUUGACGGGCGCCCUGGUGGAAGUGGCCCACAUCCAGCAUGGGGACUCGGUCCUGCACAACGAGCUGGGGGACAACCAGCGCCGUUGUCGGGAGAAAGCGCGGCGUUUGGAAGCUCUGGUGGAGUCCCUCAGGGAGGAGCUUGUCGUGAUACGGUGUCAGGUGUUCGCGUUACGCAGCCACACACAGCGCCGUCAGCAGGACGCGGAGAGCACUGCGGCCGCACGAGGAGAAAUUGAUCCAGCGGAGGUGUGCCGCGGAAAAGUUUUGCUGCACUGCUUCCUGCAGGGCCUCAAGGCUGGACUCACCGACGGAACAGAUGCACGACACCAGGUGGCGCUGCAGCUGCUCCACUCUGAGUGGGAGUACGUGUCUAUUUUGAAGCAACUUUACGACCAAUACAAGACAACACCCACUCAACACACGACUCCUGAACCUCAUGAAAAGUUCGCCUCGUUGGUGGAGCGACUCCUGCAGCGCCACCUGCUGUUCAGGGACACCCUGCAGGAGCGUCUGGCCGCCCAGCGCUGGAAAUCCCUGGUGGGCGACGUUCUGGUGGGGCUCGUGGGACAGAACGACACAUCUUUCUCGGACGCGUACGUGGGCUACGUGGGCGCACUGGCCACGUUCCUCUUGCUGGAGGUCCACAAGUCGGACAAGCAUGAGAACAAGCAGGAAAGCGGCCACGCGGAAAAGGAAAAGGAGCAAAUUCAAGUGCUGUCGCUGCUCCUCGCACCCGUCACACGUGUCCAUGCCUACCUGAGUCACAUCCAGAACUUGCUACAGUGGACCGGCAAAGAGCAUCCGGACUGCAGCCUGCUGCUGGGCACCGAGCGAGCGCUCAGAGACAUUUUGUCGCGAUGUCACACCAUCCUGGAGGAGGAUGUCCACUGGGACGGCGAAGAAGCGCCGAAGCGGCGGGAUUGCGGCGACGUCGAGGCCGGCAGCUCAUGCCCAAACAGCGCCCCUCAUCGGACAAAGGUGGAGCAUGCCGCUCCGAGAGAGAGCCAGCAGGUGUCAGAUCUGACAAACAGGUCUGGCGUGGACCAGCAUGCCAUGCGUGUGGAGUGCUGGUCCUGCAGCCCAGUGAGGCGGCAGACCUGUCGGUGCGCACACGCCCAGUGUUGCCCUGUCAUUCCGGAGCCUCCGGACCAUCGGGUGGAAAACGAUGACUCAGGCUGGUGUUCCGCAACCCGACGCGGUGACCCGGGUCCCGAGGAGCCCCGGACGGACGUGGACGACACGUCAGCCUUCGAUGACUCCUCAGUGACCUCCUGCAGGGAAGGUGAGGAUGAGGAAGACGAGGAGGAAGAGGAUAGUCAUGUUCCGGUCCUCCUCAAGCCGUCCUCCCAACAAUAUUCGAAGAGGAGCGUCUGCCUCCGCUGGCAGAUUCCCAGGCGGACCCCCCAUCCCCCUAUCAGGACCCCCGCCGACCCAUCAACUCCUACCGGCUCCUGCGGAAAAAGGCUGGUCACCGUCAGAACGGGGUCGCCGCCACUCAGAGCCAAGAGUGCCUUCAGGCCCAUCUGGGACAACCCGACUAAGCAGGCACAUGUGUCUCCUGAGAAGGAGCACAGAGGCUUUGUGCCAGUCCAGACCUCCGUCGGGGCAAACUUUCUAACCUUGAGAGAACACCUGAGAGUCGGACAAGACCUGGUUCAGCCACCGACGUCGGGCCUCUCUGUGGCGCCGCCCAAUGGACGAGUGUGGGAGGACAGCGAGGAGAGUGAGGGACCCUGUAGCACCGUUUGACGUUGAGGCACUUGAAGGCUUCUCACACAUUUUGGGUCCAGGGAUCCCUUUUUAAUUGUAACACUAUUUAGAGGUACACCCCUAAAUUCCAUAGAAAUUAAAUUUCCCUUCUCCUCAAAACGAAAA
Messenger RNA from Hippocampus comes (tiger tail seahorse), 2521 nucleotides. RefSeq names its product rho guanine nucleotide exchange factor 33. Bases 572 to 2395 code for a protein of 607 amino acids. The transcript has 15 exons. Gene Ontology annotation, molecular function: guanyl-nucleotide exchange factor activity. The record is from RefSeq and is a predicted model, not a curated record. Lineage: Eukaryota; Metazoa; Chordata; Actinopteri; Syngnathiformes; Syngnathidae.